Molecule: messenger RNA, 1494 nt
Organism: Angiostrongylus costaricensis
Lineage: Eukaryota; Metazoa; Nematoda; Chromadorea; Rhabditida; Metastrongylidae
Source: the annotation of a GenBank genome assembly
AUGUCCGCACACCUCUACAGUGACUCGAAAACAUUCGUUGAUAAGCCGAUAAAGGAAGGUCGAAAUGGCAGCGAAUUGCUGAAGGAUUUCGAAGUUAUGUUCCCACAACCAGUUGACGAAAUCUCACGAGAAGAACUACGGCUAUUCAUUGAUGAGAACUUCGAUGAGGAAGGCCACGAACUCCAGAGCUGUCAGCUUACUGACUGGUCCAAGGAUCCGCCGAGAUUCAAUGUAAUCCGGGACAGCACGUUGCGAGAAUUCGCUGACAAACUGAACAGUAUUUGGAAAAAUCUCUGUCGAGAAGUAAAGCCGAUUGUGAACCAAUCACCACAGCGAUUCUCUCUCAUCUACGUGCCUCAUCCAUUUAUCAUACCCGGAGGAAGAUUUCGAGAAUUCUAUUACUGGGAUGCUUAUUGGAUCCUGAAAGGUCUACUAGCAUCUGGAAUGACUGAUAUAGCUAAAAGUAUGAUAUUGAACUUCGCCUACAUGAUCAACACCUAUGGUUUCGUUCCAAACGGUGGUCGAAUAUACUAUCUGCGACGAUCUCAACCACCAAUGUUCGCACCGAUGGUCUACGAAUACUAUCACGCAACCAGAAACAAGCAAAUUGUUAGAGAUAUGCUUCCCCUAAUCGAGAAAGAGUUCCACUUCUGGCAGACGAAUCGCUCGGUGUCCAUCGAAGUAAACGGCGAAACUUUCGAGAUGUACCAAUAUAGAACACCCUCUACUGUACCGAGGCCGGAGUCAUAUCGAGAAGACUACCUUGCUGCGCAAAACAUUAAAGACAAGAAUGAUAAGCGUAAAUUUCACCAAAACAUUGCAAGCGCUGCUGAGUCAGGCUGGGAUUUUUCGAUUCGAUGGUUUGCUGAUAAGCAUUCCCUCACAUCCAUCCAAACUACAGAUAUUCUUCCCGUCGAUUUGAACGCAUUCAUUUGUUAUAAUAUACAUAUUCUCGGCAGUUUGCAUGGAGAAGUUGGGAAUCACAAGAAAAGCUCGGUGUGGAUUGCGAAUUACAUCAAAUUUCGUGAUCAAUUCGAAAAAACUUUCUACGUUGACGAUGCAAAAGGAUGGUACGACUACAACUUCAAAACUCGAAGACACAAUACUGAAUUCUACGCUUCAAUCGCUGUUCCGCUCUUCACACAAUGCUAUGAACCACUAAGUUUAGCCAAAAGCAACGAUUUAUAUGCGAAAAUGGAAGAGAUGGGCGUGUUCACGUACAAAGCGGGAAUACCAACGAGUUUACAAACGCAAAGCACUCAACAGUGGGACUUUCCCAAUGGAUGGAGCCCUCUUAAUCAUAUGAUUAUAGAAGGUCUUCGAAAAUCCGGCGAUCCUCGGAUGCAGCAAAAAGCAUUCAUUCUAGCAAAAAAAUGGGUAUUAGCAAACUUGCAAGUGUUCCAAGCCGACAAGGCAAUGUGGGAAAAAUACGACGUAGUGUCGUCCCAACCAAGGCUAGGCAGAGGCGGAGAAUAUGAUGUGCAGGUCAGUUAG